Molecule: messenger RNA, 3280 nt
Organism: Sturnus vulgaris (Common starling)
Lineage: Eukaryota; Metazoa; Chordata; Aves; Passeriformes; Sturnidae
Source: RefSeq, a predicted model, not a curated record
UCUGGCUCGCGGUCGGUGCCUCGGUGCGAGGCGGGCGCGGGGCCCGCUCCGCUCGGCGGUUCCCAUGGUGAUCGCGCGCGCCCGGCCGGUCCCGGAGCAUCCCCCCCGCUCCGCGCGCGCCCUUCCCGCCCGCGCGGGGCCAUGUCCCGCGGGCGCUGCCCACACCUGCUCUGGGACGUGCGGAAGCGGACCCUGGGGCUGGAGGAGCCCGGAUUGCUGCGCAGGCACUACCUCGGGAGAAGAGAAUUUAUCCAAAGAUUAAAACUUGAAGCAACCUUGAAUGUUCAUGAUGGAUGUGUGAACACAAUUUGCUGGAAUGAUACAGGAGAAUAUAUUUUAUCUGGUUCAGAUGACACCAACUUGGUCAUUAGUAAUCCCUACAGCAGGAAGGUUCUCACAACGAUUCGCUCAGGACACAGGGCCAAUAUUUUCAGUGCAAAAUUCUUACCCUGCACCAAUGACAAACAGAUUGUUUCAUGUUCUGGAGAUGGAGUCAUUUUCUACACGAAUGUUGAACAGGAUGCAGAGACCAACAGGCAAUGCCAGUACACCUGCCACUAUGGGACUACCUACGAGAUUAUGACAGUACCAAAUGAUCCCUACACUUUCCUCUCCUGUGGUGAGGAUGGCACCGUGAGAUGGUUUGAUACUCGUAUCAAAACAAGUUGCACAAAGGAAGAUUGUAAAGAUGAUAUUUUAAUAAACUGUCGUCGUGCUGCCACCUCUGUUGCUAUCUGUCCACCCAUCCCCUACUACCUGGCUGUGGGCUGUUCUGACAGCUCAGUGAGGAUCUAUGACAGGAGAAUGCUUGGCACAAGGGCAACAGGGAAUUAUGCUGGCAGGGGCACUGUUGGAAUGGUGGCACGUUUUGUCCCUCCUCAUCUCAACAACAAAUCUUGCAGGGUAACAUCCCUGUGCUACAGUGAAGAUGGCCAAGAGAUCCUUGUGAGCUACUCCUCAGAUUACAUUUACUUGUUUGAUCCCAAGGAUGACACAGCACGAGAACUUAAAGUCCCUUCUGCAGAAGAAAGAAGGGAAGAGUUACGUCAGCCUCCUGUCAAACGUCUGCGGCUCAGAGGGGAUUGGUCAGAUACUGGGCCAAGAGCAAGGCCUGAGAGUGAGAGAGAGAGAGAUGGGGAGCAGAGUCCCAAUGUCUCUCUGAUGCAGAGGAUGUCAGACAUGCUGUCAAGGUGGUUUGAAGAAGCCAGUGAAGUCGCACAGAGCAAUCGAGGACGAGGAAGAUCACGGUCCAGAGGUGGGACUAAUCGGACAGAUGCUCCUGCUACUAACAACAUGGCACCCAGCAGAGAAACAGAAACUGCAAUGGAAGUAGAUGGUUCUGAACAGCUUCCAUCAUCUUCCUCUUCUACCAUGUCAGCUCAAGCUCCUUCAACAUCAUCUUCGACAGAAAGUCCCCCUUCAACUUCAUUACUGUCCUCUCCUGACAAUGAGCAAAGGCCUUCUUUAGGGGCCUCAACUCAGCCUGUGCUGCAUCAGUCUGAGUUAAUGGGACCCGAGUUAGCAAUAAUCCGUAGGGGCCUGCAGCGACUGAGGCUUAAGAAGGCAGAGCAGCAGAGACAGCGAGAGCUGGCUGAGGCUUCUGCAGCACAGCCCUCCUCUUCUGAGCAGGCCACCCCUAAGGGCUCCUCACAGGACCCCCAGGCAGCAGAUUCUCCUUCUUCAGUGGUUAACAAACAGCUUGGAUCCAUGUCACUUGAUGAGCCACAGGAGAGUGAUAAGCCACGGACAGGAACAGGUGAACCAGUUUUAAGUUUGCACUACAGUACAGAAGGAACUACUACAAGCACAAUAAAAUUGGACUUCACUGAUGAGUGGAGCAUCACAAAUUCAAGCUCAAGAGGGAGUGGAAGUCACUGCAAAACUGAAGGCCAAGAGGACUCUGUUAAAACAAAAGCUUUGGAUGAGUCAGGGCCUGAUGAGGAAGAAACAAGGAUUCCUGAUGAAUCUCUCAAGGAAGAUGCAAGUGCUGAACAGCUGAAAAAUACAGAUGAAGCUGUAGAGACAAGAGAAGCAGCAGUAUCAGAUAAACCUGCUCCUGAGCACUCAGGAACUGAAGCAGAAGCAGAUGUCCCCAGUGCUGAUGCUGUGUCUGGGCACGCAGAGGAAGGAGCCUGCUGUGAGAAGGGCGCAGACCAAGAGCCCUGCGGUGACCCCAGUGCCGGGGGGCUGCUGGCCAGCCAGGAGCCUCCAUCCCAGCCCCAAUCCUCGGGGAUGGCGCCUCCGGACGAGGCCUCGGCCCGGACCUCGGCUCUGCAGGAAACCGACGACAGCGACGACGACCCCGUCCUCAUCCCGGGGGCCAGGUACCGAGGAGGCCCCGGACACAGACGAUCCGCCGUCGCCCGCAUCCAGGAGCUCUUCAGGAGGAGGAAGGAGAGGAAGGAGAUGGAGGAGCUGGAAACGCUCAAUAUCAGGCGUCCCUUGAUAAAGAUGGUUUAUAAAGGUCACCGCAACUCCCGGACCAUGAUAAAGGAAGCCAACUUUUGGGGAUCCAACUUUGUCAUGAGUGGCUCAGACUGCGGGCACAUUUUCAUCUGGGACCGCCACACUGCUGAGCACCUCAUGCUGCUGGAGGCUGACAACCACGUGGUGAACUGUCUGCAGCCUCACCCCUUCGACCCCAUUCUGGCCUCUUCGGGUAUUGAUUAUGAUAUAAAAAUUUGGUCACCACUGGAAGAAUCCAAGAUUUUUAACAGAAAACUUGCAGACGAGGUUAUAACUCGUAAUGAAUUAAUGCUGGAAGAGACCAGAAACACCAUCACUGUCCCAGCUUCCUUCAUGCUCCGAAUGUUGGCUUCAUUGAAUCAUAUAAGAGCAGACCGAUUGGAAGGUGACAGAUCAGAAGGAUCUGGCCAGGAGAACGAAAAUGAAGAUGAAGAGUAACCAAUAAUUGUGUGUGAGCACCUGGAAGUCAAUAAAUUUGUAUAAAACAUUAAUUAUAUUUUUCCUUACAGAGCUUUAGUGCAAUUCUGAGGUAUUGCUUUUGGAUAACCUAACCUUUUGUUUUUUUGAAUGACUGUGUGCAUGACUUGGGGAGAGUGUGCAAGUUAAAAAAAGCAAAAAUGUUUUUAAAAUGUUUUGCCAUGUAUGAGGGGUGCUAGAAGAUGCCAAGUGCAAUAUUUUCCUUAAACAGCAAAUGUGGGAGCUUGGAUCAAUGUUUUAAAGUAACUUUCAUGAUAGUAAAAACGUUGGUUCAAAUAAAUUUCUAUACCUGCUGUUUGCAUGUUUGUUGCUUUCUAAUUAAAAUAUUUGGUUGUUU